AUGUCUGCUUUUACAAAUGUCCUGAACACAAGCAGCCUGCUGUGUGACUGUCACAUGCAGUGGCUGGGUCCUUGGUUAACAGAAAGCCAGUUUCAUCAAUCUGUCUCAGCUUUCUGUGCCCAUCCUUCUAAUCUCCUCGGUCGCAGUGUCCUGUCCAUCAGCCCAGAGGAGUUUGUUUGUGAUGGUUUCCCCAAGCCUCAGAUUACUGCUCAUCCAGAAACAUCUGUGGCUUUACGGGGCAACAAUGUGACUCUGAGCUGCAUUGCAUCCAGCAGCAGCAACUCCCAAAUGACCACUGCAUGGCGAAAGGAUGGGGAGGUGCUUUAUGAUGCAGAAGUGGAAAACUAUGCUCGGUAUCAAGAAGGAGAUCUCAUCUAUACCACUGUGCUUCACCUCCUUAAUGUCAACUUCACUGAUGAGGGGUGUUAUCAGUGUGUUGUCUCCAAUCACUUUGGUUCCAACUACUCCAGUAAGGCCAGGCUUACAGUCAAUGAGAUGCCCUCUUUUCUUAAAACUCCUAUGGAUCUAACCAUUCGCACUGGGACCAUGGCCAGGCUGGAGUGUGCUGCUGAGGGCCAUCCGUCACCACAGAUUGCUUGGCAGAAGGAUGGAGGCACUGACUUUCCAGCUGCGCGAGAGCGCAGGAUGCACGUGAUGCCGGACGAUGACAUCUUCUUCAUUGCCAAUGUAAAAACUGAAGACAUGGGAGUGUACAGCUGCACAGCUCAAAAUACAGCUGGCAGUCUGUCAGCAAAUGCUACUCUCACUGUUCUGGAAACUCCAUCCUUCAUGCGGCCUCUGGAAGACAGAACAGUGGCUCAUGGUGAAACUGCAGUCCUUCAGUGUAUAGCUGGAGGCAGCCCCGCUCCACGUCUCAAUUGGACCAAAGAUGACGGACCCCUGGUGCUAACAGAGCGCCACUUUUUUGCUGCGGCCAAUCAGCUCCUUAUUAUCGUUGAUGCCGGGCCAACCGAUGCUGGUAAAUACACCUGCAUUCUGUCUAACACGCUCGGUACAGAACGUGGCCACAUCUACCUCAGUGUCUCACCAUCACCCAACUGUGAGACCGGAGCCAUGUACGACCAUGACGGCUGGACGACUGUGGGCAUCGUGGUGAUUGUUGUGGUGUGCUGUGUGGUCGGGACGUCACUGGUGUGGGUUAUUGUCAUCUACCACAUGCGCAGGAAGAGUGACGACUACAGCAUCACCAACACUGAUGAAAUGAAUUUGCCAACAGAUAUUCCCAGCUACCUGUCCUCUCAGGGAACUUUGUCAGAGCCUCAGGAAGGUUACAGUAACUCGGAGGCUGGCAGCCACCAGCAGCUCAUGCCUCCACUCUCCAAUGGAUACAUUCAUAAAGGCACGGAUGGAGUGUGUUAUGGAGACAUGGGCAGUGAGGUGGAAAUCGAAGCGAACGACAUGCUGCACUGCAAGAUGGUCUCCCUGUUCUCUGGCCGAAGCAGCUUCCAUCCUGGGGAGUCUCGUGACGGCUUAUUAGGAGUUUCGUCUGGUGGUGCAGGGCCUCUUGUCAUCUGCUCCGACUGUUACGAUAACGCCAACAUCUACUCUCGAACACGAGAGUACUGCCCGUAUGCUUAUCUGGCAGAGGACGAUCAACUGGACAAGACUCUCCCAAGCCUCAGUGAGCAUGCCCAGCUUGAGGACACAACCCUGGAGAGCCUCAUCCGCAGCCAGGACCCCUCCGUCUAUCUCACCUCGCACGAUAAAAGAACUUGCAGCCUUCCAGCUCCAGAGCGUUAUGUUAAUGAUUCUCUUAGCAGAUGUUUCUGGAGAGAAAGCGAAGAUCUAUCCUCCAGAGCCCUAUCAGAAGCCUCACAGCUCUCAGUAACACCACACAGGACUCCUCCUUUGACUUCCACUGCUGAUGGGGCAGUGGAGCAGAGUGAAGCAGACACUAACUAUAGCUCAAGCAAAUGCAGCCAGGACCACAGAAGUGCCUCUUACAGGACUAAGACACAGGAACUUCCAGCUCCCACAUAGGAUCUUUAAAGUCUAGCCACGUUUGGCCUCAGACUUGUUGCUGCACCUCCUCCCUGGUCCUCACUUUACCCACUACCUCCAAAGAGAUUUUUCACAUUCUGCCAAAGAUGUUCUCUUGUAUGUUUACAUUCCCCCUUUCACUCGAGAGGACAUGCUAACAUUCUUCACUGCGGAGAAAACCUGCCGCGUCUGGCUGGAUAAAUUGACCGGUGAUUAAAGUGACCUUCCUGACAUUCCCACCUCAGGAGCACUCCGUUCCCCCCCCCACAUCCUCUGGUCUUCUGGGUCUGGUACAAGAGAAAUCAAUCAAUGAAUGUAUGCUUUAAAGAACUGUGUCAGAGGACACACAGACAGGGUUGCAUCUUCACUUAUCAAACCCUGGUGCUGUGGGACUGAGCUGUGUCUCAUCAUUCCUGGUGCAGACACAUACACGACUUUAGAAC
Nematolebias whitei (Rio pearlfish) is the source of this 2444-nucleotide messenger RNA. RefSeq names its product leucine-rich repeats and immunoglobulin-like domains 2 (gene lrig2). The transcript has 9 exons. The record is from RefSeq and is a predicted model, not a curated record. The coding region runs from base 1 to 2001 and encodes 666 amino acids. NCBI's taxonomy places the organism in Eukaryota, Metazoa, Chordata, Actinopteri, Cyprinodontiformes, Rivulidae.